AAAACCAGUUCCUAAAAAAUCCUCCAUCUGCAAACACGUGGAUACCAGUCUGAAACUCUCAGGAUUACAGUAUUUUUUUCCCCUGGGUUUAUUUUUAUAACUUUUUUUUUAAAACAUGUAGAUACACUUUUAUAAUUUAUAGCCUACUUUUCCAACGUUCUCUAACAUUCCAUCAACUUUUGAAAUAGAUCUUUAUAAUAGAACAAGGAUUCUAAAUCACUGGAAACCAUUUGUUAUGGCUCAGGAGAUCGCCCUUCACGUGGAGAUAUUUAAUUCAUGAGUGGGGCUUUGAUGCUUAGGGUGGCAUCCUCCUGACCCUCUUUGUUGCAGUGAGGUCAGUCUGCUGAGCUGGGAUCCCCCUAUGUGUGUGAUUGACAGCAAGCAUGGCUGCAGUUCUUUGAUGACUAUCAGGCGACUUACCCCAGCCUGACCCUGAAAGCUAUCUUUAAUCAUAAAUCAUUUCCACUCGAUGUAGAUGUGAUGUGGUGAGAGGCAGAGAUGAAAGAAAUUGAAGUGGUUAAUGGUAAUUUAAACAGCCACUCUGAUGUCAUCCUCAAUGGAUAUAUGAACAAGAGCUUCCAAGCUUGUCCCAAGGAGGGGAACGUGGACAACAUGGCAAUUUGUGAGUUUGAUCAGCUCCCAUUGGAUGAUACAGGGAUCCACUAUGAGAAAAAAGGAAAAGGGGCUCGGAUAUGGAGCUUUGUGAGUAGGAGAAGAGCUAACUCGACCCGUAACAAGAGGCCACAGUCUAUGAUCCUCACCUCUGAAAUGAAUGAGCCUAAGCCAAAGCUUUCUUUCAUGGACAAAGUAAGAUCUUUUAAGAGAUUAAGGUCUUCCACCUUUUCCAAAGGCUCAGUACUUCGGAAUUCUAAGGCAAAAGUCCAGAGCCUGCCCACAGAGGACACGGAAGUUAGUAUUCCUAGUGCCUUGUUCAGAACAAGGAAGUACACAGAUGGGCAAAGACCAUAUAGACAUUCCUAUGCAGGAUAUAUUGAUGACUUGGACUCGUCCUUUGAAGAUGUUGAAUUAAAUAUUUGCAUUGCUGAAUGUGACCCAAAUGAGAACAGGUGGUUGAGGGAUAUUGGUGUUGGGAAUGGGAAUUCAGAAUUCAUAGACAGCCAAAGCAUGAACAGCCAUCGGAGACAUGCUAAUACAAAAAGUUCUACAAUAGCUGAAGGAGAAAUCCAAAGGAGAGGACUUAAAAUUCCACCAGAACAUCGAAGGGGUAAGAGUUCAUAUAUGUGGAGUUACAUCAGAGGAAUUUCAGUAGCCAACAAAGAUAGUCCAAAAACAAUUGACAGACUCCAAGGAAAUACUUUUCAAAAUGUAGAAAAAACAGAGGAAAAUUCCAAUUCUUCUUUUACUGUUUUGGAUAGAAGGUUGGAAGACGAUGCAGAAUUAUCAAAAAUGCCUGGCAAUGCCAGCAGUUCCAAAUCAAAAAACCUUGGUGGGGUUUUCAGGUUUUUUAGUACUGUGGCAGAAGCAGCAAGGAAGUGGCGAGGCUCCUCCAGGUCUUCUACAUCUGAGGACCAGAUCUCCCAGUCAACACCUCGAACUCCCAGGCUACAUAUGUCCUCAAAAAAGGAGCCUUUAGUUAUAGAAAAUGAGAAUGCCUUGAAUUUCCCUUCUGAACAUCUCCAGUCCCCCGAUUCAGGUAUCUGGGAAAACCAUGCCCAGGAAAAUCCAACUGUGCAGGACAUCUCACCUGAUCCAUCAUACCAUAUAAAAGCUUGUGUUGAAGAAUGCAGGGUUAUAGAAACCAUUGCACAUACAUCGUCUUUGGACAAUGAUUGUUGCAAUGGAGACUUUCCCCAACAGUCUUUUCAUACUGUUUCCACAUUAGUGAACUGUGAGCAACAUUAUAGAGCAGAUAUCCAGACCACCGAAUUGCGCUUGGAAUCUUGCUGUGACUCUUCUCUAACUAACACAGAAUAUGAAUCCAAACAGGAUAGUAUUUUUGAAGCCGAACCUGACAAUACAAUCAAUGCCGAGCCACAAGUUCUGGAGAGACAGGAUGAUGAAGUGUUUGAAUACAGUGAUUCUGCAGCGGAUUCUCGUUUUAGUCUGUCGAUCACGGCUUCAUCCUGUGAUGAGGACCAGUGGGAAGAUGGCAUUCUUGACAAUUCCAGAGAAGAGGAAGACGGAAAACUGGCACCUGUGAACCAAUGUUCUCAGUUUAAUGAAGAAGAGGUGCCUCAUCUUAAACCAAGUCCAGAAGAGGAUGUUGCUGUACCUGCCAAAAAUGAGGAAAUUGUGAAUGAGGCCUUUGAUAAUGAAAGCACCAUACCAAGUGACUCAGACACAGAUCAUAAAAGCAAUGGAUAUGACAAAAUGAUGCCAGUAUCUUGUGCCUAUCCACUAGAGGAACAGAAUAUCCUUCCGCCUCUUCGCCUACCUCCAACUCCACUCACUGUCCCCCCAUCCUUCAAAUUCCCAUUGGACAGAUGUAUGUCGCUUCCUCUAUCACAGAGCACACCAUCUGGUUUGGAUGAAGUUGGGUGGAUCAAGAGGAAACUCGUGAGUACAGCGGAAGAUGACCUCGGCUCCAAGACUUUGGAAGGUCGGAGAGACAGCAGGAAAGGGAGAAGCAGAUGGAAAGCUCUGAAUCCGGGAUCACUUCAGCUACCAGUGCACCAGCUGAUCAGUGGUGGAUCUAUUGUAAGUGCUGAGGCAGCAUGGGAUCACGUCACCAUGGCCAACCGGGAGUUGGCGUUUAAAGCUGGCGACGUCAUCAAGGUUCUGGAUGCUUCCAACAAGGAUUGGUGGUGGGGUCAGAUCGAUGACGAAGAAGGAUGGUUUCCUGCUAGCUUUGUGAGGCUUUGGGUGAAUCAGGAAGAUGGUGUGGAAGAAGGGACAAGCGAAGUCCAGAAUGGGCACUUGGACCCAAGUUCAGACUGCCUUUGCAUUGGCAGAACUCUUCAGAACCGGGAUCAGAUGAGAGCAAAUGUAAUCAAUGAAAUAAUGAGCACAGAACGGCACUAUAUCAAGCACUUGAAAGACAUCUGCGAGGGUUAUUUAAAGCAGUGUAGGAAGCGGAGGGACAUGUUCAGUGAUGAGCAGCUGAAGGUCAUUUUUGGGAACAUUGAGGACAUCUACCGGUUCCAGAUGGGCUUUGUCAGAGAUCUUGAGAAACAGUACAAUAACGAAGAGCCACAUCUCAGUGAAAUAGGACCCUGCUUUCUGGAACAUCAAGAUGGCUUCUGGAUUUACUCAGAGUACUGUAACAAUCACUUGGAUGCCUGCAUGGAGCUCUCCAAACUGAUGAAGGAUGGCCGGUACCAGCAUUUUUUUGAAGCUUGCAGGCUUCUUCAGCAAAUGAUUGACAUUGCUAUCGAUGGGUUCCUUCUGACACCCGUACAGAAGAUCUGCAAAUAUCCUCUCCAGUUGGCGGAGCUACUAAAAUACACAGCACAGGACCACAGCGAUUACAGGUACGUGGCGGCUGCUCUCGCUGUCAUGAGAAACGUCACUCAACAGAUCAACGAACGCAAGAGGAGACUGGAAAAUAUUGAUAAGAUUGCUCAAUGGCAAGCAUCAGUGCUGGACUGGGAGGGAGAUGAUAUCUUGGACCGAAGCUCCGAACUUAUCUACACUGGAGAAAUGCAGUGGAUUUACCAGCCGUAUGGACGCAACCAGCAGAGAGUUUUCUUCCUCUUUGAUCACCAGCUGGUUCUCUGUAAAAAGGACCUGAUCCGAAGGGACAUUCUUUACUACAAGGGUCGAAUGGACAUGGAUAAAUAUGAAGUGAUUGAGGUGGAUGAUGGACGAGAUGAGGACUUUAAUAUUAGUGUGAAGAAUGCAUUUAAACUGCAAAACAAGGAAACAGACGAGAUGCAUCUUUAUUUUGCCAAGAAGUUAGAAGAAAAAUUGAGAUGGCUACGUGCUUUUCGGGAGGAGAGGAAGAUGGUGCAAGAAGAUGAGAAGAUCGGAUUUGAAAUAUCAGAAUAUCAGAAGAGACAAGCGGCAAUGACUGUGCGAAAAGUCAGUAAGCAGAAAGCUGGUGUCAGCUGCCCUCGAUCAGUUCCUCCAGCAUACCCACCCCCUCAGGAGCCAGGGGCCAUUCAAGGACAGUAUAUGGUGACCGACGGUAUAUCACAACCACAGGUUUUUGAGUUUACUGAACCCAGAAGAAGUCAGUCACCAUUCUGGCAAAAUUUCAGCAGGUUGACGCCUUUCAAAAAAUAAUACUGAGAUAUAAAUAUAUAAAUAUAUAUAUUGAGAAAGGAGAAAAAAAAUAAAGAAAAUUAUAUUUAUAGAUGGACAUUUUUUCGGAGAAGCACUGUUGCCACUAAACUAUGAAAGGACCAAAAAAGAAAUUAAAAAAAACAACAAAAAAAACAAACAAACAAGACAGGAAAAUGAAAAACUGUUUUAGUUUUUUUUCCCUUUAAAAUAAUUUAAUUUAUUUUUUUUCCGUCGGACAACAGGAACUGCUCUGCUUGGAAAAUUUCCACACAGCUCACUUGCUUACUCUUGCUAUAGCAUUCGGUCAUGGCCACUGAACUUCCUCGACACGUCACUCAAAAGACUCUUGGAUUUCUGUUUUUCUUCAUGUUUUUUUGUUGACCUGUUUUGGUGAAAAUUGCACAUUUGCUUAUAUAUAAAUAGGCAGACCAUCAAAUAGGGAAAGGGGGUGAGAAUUGAAAAAAAAAAAAAAAAAAAAAAUUUAAAAAGUGUACCAGCUUUCAUUUCAUGACUUUCACACUAUAAACAUCGUAACCUCAGUGGCAACAGCAGGGUUCUCAAUGUAUCAGAAGAGCAUCUGACAGUGCGGAGGGGAAGGGGGUCACACUCAGCUCAUUUGCAUUCUUGUCACGUGAUUAAAGCUGCAGCCAUUUUUAAAGUGGUAAAACUCACAAGCAGAGCACUGCUGCACAACAACAACAACAACAACAACAAAGUAGAAGUGGGAUUUGAGAGUUCUAAAUGGGUUUUUUAAGGCCAUGUCAAAAUAGAUGCACAUGGUAGGACAGCACCUAAAGCUGUCUGUGUAUUUUUUAACUGCUCUUUUUCCUGUUAAAUUAUAUGUGUUUAUUCAGACGUUCAAGGCAAGUAGGUUAUCCAGAAACAAUUGCAAUUGCUUUCUUGCCAGCCUGUUGAUCCUCCCACUGAUUGGGGCUUUACCUGUUCAGGUGAGAGCUCUGUAGCUCACAGUGAAUCAUACCAGGUACUGUGUAGUCUUUCUAUUGCUUUACCUGUUCUCUGGAUAUUCUGAGACCAGGGAGGAGAAUAAUCAAACAGGGAUCAUUUCAUCUAUAUUUAAUGGUGACUUUAUUUUCCUUCCAAAGAGUAUCUUUUAUUCAUUUGUUUUAUUUUAUGGGUCUUUUUUUUUAUAUAUAUAUUUGUUUUAUUUUGCUUCGAUGGUUCAAGAAACCACUAAAUGUGUAUGUAAGGGUGUGUGUACAUAUAUAUAUAUAUAUAUAUAUAUUUUAGCAGGAUUUGUUUUCUGGUCACUGUGAGCUGUGUAACACUACAAGACUAUCUUAAUACAGACUCGUAUCUGCUGCUUUAUCACUCUUCAUUUUUGGGUAAUCCCUUUAUGCUGCGGCCUGAUUACUGCAUCGGUGCUGCGCCCUGGAAAGCCAUUUUUGACUGUAAGAUCCAGCCACUCUCUCAGAUGCAGUGAUAGUGAAAAGGCAAUAAUGCUUACGGUGUUGAAUCUUGGAAGAACACAACGUAACAUGCAGCACCUUAGCUAGGUGGACAUGCCUAUAGAACUGUCAAUCCAGCGACGUAUGUUACAACAAUUGAAGAAACUUGUUGCAGAACGAUUCCCUUUUGCAUCAGAUUUUUACAUCUCAUCAAAAAUUCAUAUUAUGUUAUUCAUUGCGUGCUUUUCUUCUUAGUUCUAACUUUACAUGUCAUUAACCCCCCUCUCUUGCCUUGGCUGUUCCCUCUUUGCAUCCAGUUCAUGUUUUCCAUUUGCAGGUGUUAAUUUUUUAGUUUGUAUGUAUGGCUCGUAUCCCAUUCUCUUGCCUCUGCCUUCGUGCAUACAUCUGCAUUGUCUCUGAUUUUAUAUGCUGUGCAGCUCCCUGUUUUAGAAGAUCUAAGCUCCUUCAUUUAAAUGGCUCUGUAUUCCCCGUGCGCAAGAAGUAGAUGGUGUCAUGGCUUAUUUAACAGGGCACUUUCUUUUAUUUAUUUAUUUUUCUUGACAGCUUUCCCAAGGUGCUUUACUUUCUUUGCAGUAUCUGACUUGUUUACCCAAUCAACUCACCAUGCUGCUAAAGUGUAUCUUGCAUCGAAGCAUUUUGAUGAUUCCCAUUACUUAUCACAUGACCCACCUCUCACUCUGCCGACUGAUCCUCGUCUUUGUGAUUCAAGGCUGGCUUUUUAUAGAUCACCAGCAAAAGCUAAUAAUAACAAUGAGAAAUUGGCUAAAAUGUACGUUUAAGGUGCAUUCACUCUUACUAAUAUUGACAUACCGUGUCAGCCUUUACUUCUUUAAAGACCAAUAAAAAUCCGUGCCAAAAGAGAUGGUAAAGAAAACAAUCAGAAUAAAAAUAUUUUUGCCUUAAAAACAAACGCCCAUUUAUUUAUACAUUUUUUAGUGAGUAACAUUUUUUUUAAUGAGUAAAAGUAGUUAUUUUUCUGUUUGCUGUCUGCCAGUAGAAAUAUUUUGUUAUAUGACCCACAAUACUUACAUUUGAAAGAAUUGACAUUUUAACAAUUCUACACGUUCUAGAUAAUCAUUCUAAAUUAAAACAAUGAAUCAUUCUCAUUUACCUAUGAAAACUCUCCAAUGAAUUUUAUAAGAACAGAAAGAAAAGUUAAAAAAAAUAAAAUAAAACAAACAGUGACAUAUCAGAAAAAAAAGGAACAGAGAACAGACUUGUGCAUUUUUGCUCACAUUUAUUGUACAGCCUUAAACCAAAAGGUGACUACACUCACAGCAACUUGAUACCACAUUAUUAUAUUCUCGAGAGCAGCACACAAAAUAGAUUUUGGUGCAAUUCAGGCACAAAUAGUAGCAGACUUCCAGGACACAAGAAAAAUGGAAAAAAAAAACAAAAUAGCACUGCACAUACUGCCACUGGAGAGAAGUCUCUUGUCUUUGGCAGGGAUAUUUUUUAAAAUAUUGAUUGUCAGGAAUUUGAAGUUGAUUUAAAAUUUUAUGCCAUUUUAUAAUUUGGAAAUGUUUUCCAAUUCGCCUAAUGUGGCCUAAAAUUUGAAUUUGAAUUCCUGAAAGUGCACACUUUAGUGAAUAAUCCAGUAUUUAUUUCCUUACCUUUGUUUUAUUAUUUAACCUUUAUUUUCCCAAAUAGUGCAUGCAAGAUUCACCGAAUAUAAUCCCAUACCCCAGAAUUCUGUAUAUUUGAUUUAAUCAAUUAGUUUAUUGCAAAUUGAUUUUGCACUCGUUUAUGGUGCAUAAAUGUAUUGUAGUGCUGGCUCUGCUGUGACCCCCAGCAACUGCACAAGCGGGUGGGUAGAUCUCUUACUCGGUGCAGAUUGCCAUGGAUGCUUCCUUGCAGUCAGAGACCGUAAGGGACAAUUCAAAGGGGUAUGCACCCUGCCUGAAGUGCAGACCUGCACCGAUAGCCCAUCGACCACCACGAAAACCACUGGAACACCAGGGUUCUAAGGCUUAAUCUGGUUAAUCUGGUUUGUUCUAAGGCUUAAUCAUCGAUAUAAUAAAUUUGCUGUACACAUGACAGUUCAGGUAUUCAAUAAAAUGCAAGAUUUUGUAGCAAAUGAUUACACAGAAAUAUUUGAAAUUAUAGCAUGUAACUAGUAUACUCCUUUUGAAUAAGAUAUUUAAAAGGAACAUUGUAAAAUAUCAUGUCAAAAUUAUCCAUUUAAGUUCUAUAGGAUAUUCACAUUUUUGUUUGUAUAUGAAAAAAAUAAUCUAUUUACUCCAAAGGUUGCGAUGAAGUGAGAAACACCUUGAGAUAGUUGAGUGUGAGAAAAAGAACAUUUCCGUUAAACUGAAGAUUUGUAAACUGAAAAUCUUUUUAUUUUUUAAUUUUUUUUUUA
This is a messenger RNA of Pelobates fuscus (common spadefoot toad), 7971 nucleotides long. RefSeq names its product Cdc42 guanine nucleotide exchange factor 9 (gene ARHGEF9). NCBI's taxonomy places the organism in Eukaryota, Metazoa, Chordata, Amphibia, Anura, Pelobatidae. The transcript has 14 exons. Gene Ontology annotation, molecular function: protein binding; guanyl-nucleotide exchange factor activity. Bases 499 to 4185 code for a protein of 1228 amino acids. The record is from RefSeq and is a predicted model, not a curated record.